AUGUUCCUGGUCGGCCGCGCCGACUCUGACACGCUGCAGGCUCAGCUGUCGGCCGAGGCUGCCGCCCACGGCGACGUCCUCCAGGAGGACUUCCCCGACCACUACAACAACCUCACCAUCAAGACGGUCUUCAUGCUCAAGUGGCUGACGCACCGCUGUCCGUCGGUGCCGUUCGUCCUUAAAGCCGACGACGACAUGUGGGAGGAGCCGCUCCCCGACUACAUCUCCGGCACGGCGUACCUGCUGACCGGCUCGGCGGUGGCGCCGCUCUGGUGGCGGGCUCUCGAAACGCCGUUCAUCAACCUGGAGGACGUGUUCCUGAGCGGGCUGCGCGCGCCGGGCUUCGAGAAGACUCGGCCGCUGUGGCAGCACCCGUGCACGUGUCGCCACCACCUGACCGUGCACGGCCUGGCGCCGGCCGUCAUAGAGCGGCUGUACCGCGAGCGCCGGCGGCCCUGCGGCGGCCUUCUCUGGAGCCUCGUCAACCUGGUGAUGAUCUGGGUCACAUGA
This is a messenger RNA of Pollicipes pollicipes, 510 nucleotides long. RefSeq names its product beta-1,3-galactosyltransferase 5. The transcript is spliced from 4 exons. Bases 1 to 510 code for a protein of 169 amino acids. Gene Ontology annotation, cellular component: Golgi membrane. Gene Ontology annotation, biological process: protein O-linked glycosylation. The record is from RefSeq and is a predicted model, not a curated record. Gene Ontology annotation, molecular function: hexosyltransferase activity. NCBI's taxonomy places the organism in Eukaryota, Metazoa, Arthropoda, Thecostraca, Pollicipedomorpha, Pollicipedidae.